Magallana angulata is the source of this 1809-nucleotide messenger RNA. RefSeq lists its product as uncharacterized. The record is from RefSeq and is a predicted model, not a curated record. The transcript has 2 exons. The coding region runs from base 236 to 1543 and encodes 435 amino acids. Lineage: Eukaryota; Metazoa; Mollusca; Bivalvia; Ostreida; Ostreidae. Gene Ontology annotation, molecular function: DNA binding. Gene Ontology annotation, biological process: DNA integration; DNA recombination.
UUAAUAUUACCCUCAGCGUUAGCAACGCACUUAGCAACGGGUAACAUUAAAAAAUAUUACAUGCGUGUAAAUUAUGCGCGUACGGUUCGCCGUAGAAUUCACGUCAUUCCUAAAGAAGUCAGUUAUGCGUUUGAAGUAAUGCGAAUAAAUAAAGAGUUUAUUAAAGCGUGCGCCCGAGUAUGAUUGAUUAAAGAAAACAAACGACAACUUAGACGAACUUUCACGAAGGAAAAUCAUGUUCGCAAAUGUGGAAGAGUCCCAUAUUGCUAAAUUGUUGGACGAGAAAGACUCUGUUAGUACUAAACGUACUAUUAAUAGGUCUGUUAGUCUAUUCCGAACCUUCCUGAUUGAAAAAAGAGGAAGCGGGGAUUUCGAGGGUCUAUCCAAGCAAGAACUCAACGAGAAUCUGCGACUUUUUUAUGUUUCCAUUAGGACAAAAUCAGGAACGAACCUAAAAGUGAGUUCAUUGAACAGCAUAAAAUAUGGUCUUUCUAAAUAUUUAAAAGACAAUUGCAAAAUUGACAUUCAUGGCUCAGAAUUCCACGAAUCAAAAGUAGUUUUCAAGGCAGCCGUGAUGGACAUGAAAAAGAAGGGUUUCGGAUCCGUGGAUCAUAAACCAGCCAUUUCUACAGAGGAUCUAAAUAAACUGUUUAAUUCUGAGACCAUUGUAUUCAAUGUUAACACACCUUGUGGAUUACAAAGCAAAGUCUGGUUUGAUCUUAUGUUCUACCUAUGCAGACGAGGUCGGGAGAACCUUCGGAAAAUGACUAAGGAAACGUUUGGAAUUGAAACUGAUGCAAUUGGAAGAGAAUAUGUGUUCCAGGCAAUUGAUGAAGCUGACAAAAAUCACGGAUCCAAUGCAGCACCCAAUGAAACAAUUGGAGAAGGAAGAAUGUAUGCACAGCCACAAUUAGGAAGCAUGUGCCCCGUGAAUUCAUUUAAAAAGUAUUUGUCAAAACUUCACAAGAAAUUAGAUGCGUUAUGGCAGCGUCCAUUAGAGGCUUUUUCAGAAGAAAGUACUACAUGGUUCUGCAGAUCUCCAUUAGGAAAAAACACUCUAGCUUCCCUUAUGUCUGAAAUUUCCAAGAAAGCCAAGUUGUCUCGCAUAUAUACUAACCAUUCAAUUCGUGCAACAGCUAUAACAGCUAUGGAUGAAGCAGGGAUAGAGGCAAGACACAUUAUGCGUGCUUCGGGACACAAAAAUGAAUCAUCAAUUAGAAGCUAUGCAUGUCGACUUAACGAGCCAAAGAAAAGGCAAAUGUCGGAUUGUCUUAGCUCAGCUUUGGGAACUGUAAAUAAGAAUCCUACGGAAUCCCACAUCGAUCAAGAAAAUUCAAUUUCAAGUCUAACACAAGAGGAUCUUGAUGCAAUUUUUAAUGACACAACAUUUGAUGAAAUCUCGUCCUCAUCAAGCAGUUUUGUUGUACAGCAGCAACAAGCAGUCAAUGUUUUGAAAGCUCAGAGUUCAAACAUGAUGCCACCAUUAGUUUGUCCACGUAUAAAUAACUCCACUGUUAAUUUCAAUUUCUACGCUCAAAAAUGAACUCCAAAAUGAACUGAACUCCAAUUUCAAUAAUUUAUUGUUGAACAAUUUUAAAUCAACUCCAAACUCCAAAAUGAACUGAAUUCCAAUUUCAAUAUUUUAUUGUUGAACAUUUUAAAUCAUUGUUGAACUGUUUAAUUUAUUAUUUACAAAAUAUUCAAAAUAUGAAUUUGUUGAAGUUUAUUGUUGAUCAAUUAUUAAAAGAAAUGAAAAGCAGUAAAGUUUUCUUUAAUAUUAAGACAUUCAGUAUAACAAAAUAAAUAGUG